Symbiodinium natans is the source of this 897-nucleotide messenger RNA. The record is from the annotation of a GenBank genome assembly. Lineage: Eukaryota; Dinophyceae; Suessiales; Symbiodiniaceae.
AUGUAUUUGGAGAGCUGCAGUUCAUCAGUGGCUGCUGCGGACAAGCAAAGGGCCCCUUGGUCUGCAGAUGAGUCUCGAGGCAUCCCCCCAUCCCCCUGGCAUGAAGCAAUGGUGAGAAUGAACAGCCGACCCUGGUGCUUGCAAGAACUGGCCAGUGAGGCUCUAGACCUCGGGACCCAGAUCAACCUCAACGAGCUCUAUGGCGACCCUGAUACUUUGCGGAAGAAGGUCGAGGCAUAUUCCUCGUGUCAUGUAGUUGAGCACCGGGACAUGAAAAAGCCAGGCGACGAAGACUGCCAAUAUGUGAUGGUGUUCGAAGACACUACCGCGCCAAUCAACGAGCUGGCAGCGAAUUGCGUGCCUGCGACCAUUUGCAAGGAGGACGUAGUUGGAAUGACGAAGGGCAAGAUUGCAACCUACGGCGUUGUGCUUCAGAUCUUGCAGCAGAAUCUCGGCUCUCUCGUCUGGAUUGGCGAGGGAACGCACGAAGAGUGCUACAACCGCAUGACUGAGGUCAAUGAAGGCGACCUUGACAAGGUGUUCAAGAUCCACAACAUUGAUUUCUUAGGGAUGCACUUCAAGGAGAAGAGGAUGGAGAUCGAUGGCAUGAAGAAGCUGGAUGCCUUCAAGUCCCUGGGUGAGUGCAAGGACAAGGAGGAUGGCACCCCGAACGCGUACCUUUACAUCCACAAGAACUUGCUGUGGAGCAAGGACAAAGAGGCGGUGGACAUAGAUGCGUUCACAACCUACAAGGACACAAAGCAUAUGAAGGAGCUGGAGAAAGAACUCUUUGAACAAGCCGAGGAGACGCUCGAAAAGGCGAAGUCGGAGCACAAGGGGAAACAAAAGCAGAAGACGCACAAGGCGAGACGAAUGUCUGAGGAAGUCGUCGUCUAA